CUCAGUAAACCAAGGACGGGUGAAUGCCCAGUGAACCCCCACUUUCUAUGUGAGGAACUAAGGCACAGAACAGGAAGGGCUGAGCUGCCCGAUGUCGUCAUGCAGGCCUCCCAGAGUGGCCCCGGUCGGCUGGGAUCCCGGCAGAGGGGGGAGACACACCCCUGACCCGGGGAUGUACUAACCCAGGCAAGCCUCCCGACACCCCCACGCCCACCCACCCCUGCCAGCGAAGUUGGGAGGGACCCAGGAGCGAAAGUGGCAGGAAAAAAGGGGUCGGCGCAGCACCAGCGGGCGAGCGACGGUCGGUAGAGGGCCUCCCAUCGGGGGAUCCAGAGGAACCCAAGUGCAGGGAGCAGCUGGGCGGCUGGAGGGGCUGCGGAAUGGCCUGAACUACAAAUCCCAGGGGGCUUGAGAGAACCAAACGGAAGGGACUGCCUUGGGCGGGGCCGGCCCGAGCUAGGCGGGGCGAGGCUGGAGCUGCAAGAGGGCCACGCUCCGGCUACUGGCACAGUGCGCGGGAGACCAUGUCCGGGGGCAGCAGCUGCAGCCAGACCCCAAGCCGGGCCAUCCCCGCUGCUCAUCGGGUGGUCCUCGGCGACGGUGUGCAGUUGCCCCCCGGGGACUACAGCACCACCCCCGGCGGCACGCUCUUCAGCACCACCCCGGGAGGUACCAGGAUCAUCUAUGACCGGAAGUUCCUGAUGGAGUGUCGGAAUUCACCUGUGACCAAAACACCCCCACGGGACCUGCCCACCAUUCCGGGGGUCACCAGCCCUGCAAGCGAUGAGCCCCCCACGGAAGCCCGCCAGAACCACCUGCAGAACAGCCCCGCAGAAAAGCCGGCAGGCGGUGAAGAGUCACAGUUUGAGAUGGACAUUUAAGGGACCAGUCAUCAGAUUGAGCAAUGCCUCUGGGCCCCUCUGGCCCUUCUCGAGAGAAGAGUCACACCAGCCAGUUAUCAUCCCGGGCAGGCACUGGGUGUGGGGUCGACCACCCCGGUCCUCUGCUCCCUCGGUCAGGGCACCUGCUCCCCCUUCCACUUGGUGACCAGCAGACACCUCUGUGUGCCUCCAUUCAUGCAGGAGCUGGCACCCCAAGGACAGUGACUCUUGAGCACACACCCUGCAGCCUGAGGCCAGGAAGCGGACUUGGAAGAGCCAUUCUGGAUGAUCAUGGCUCUUCCUCUGAAGACAUGCCCACCCCUUCCUUACCUUAUUGUGCCUGGGAAACUUUCCUCCCCCCUGCUUCCCCAAGAGAGGAAAUAAAAGCCACCUUGGCCCCAGGGCCAAGAGUUGGCCCUGUCUGAGGUC
Artibeus jamaicensis (Jamaican fruit-eating bat) is the source of this 1310-nucleotide messenger RNA. RefSeq names its product eukaryotic translation initiation factor 4E binding protein 1 (gene EIF4EBP1). The coding region runs from base 525 to 881 and encodes 118 amino acids. Gene Ontology annotation, molecular function: eukaryotic initiation factor 4E binding. The record is from RefSeq and is a predicted model, not a curated record. NCBI's taxonomy places the organism in Eukaryota, Metazoa, Chordata, Mammalia, Chiroptera, Phyllostomidae. Gene Ontology annotation, cellular component: cytoplasm. The transcript is spliced from 3 exons. Gene Ontology annotation, biological process: negative regulation of translational initiation.